Ilyonectria robusta is the source of this 617-nucleotide messenger RNA. RefSeq lists its product as uncharacterized. Bases 45 to 617 code for a protein of 190 amino acids. The record is from RefSeq and is a predicted model, not a curated record. The transcript has a single exon. NCBI's taxonomy places the organism in Eukaryota, Fungi, Ascomycota, Sordariomycetes, Hypocreales, Nectriaceae.
ACCUACGCUUUCAACAGUUGAGGCUUUCCGGCCCUAGACUUACCAUGGUCCAAGAGCUGCUUGUUACGCCGCCCCGGCUCGUACGAGCGGGCUGUCAAAGUCCCGGCAGAGCAGAGUUACAUGGCACAGUCACCCACCCACACAGCGGACCCAUGGCGGUUUGCGCACUGUCGCCAUCCUCUCUUCAGAAAGGUAAUAAAUCUGCAAACCACGCGGUCAGCAUUGCAAACCGAGCUGCGAGAGCGAAGUCGGAGAUCCGGGACCCUGAUUGUGGCACAGCCUGCCAACAGGGGCCCACGGCUGUCGCCCAAGUGCUCCAGAUUGGGACACAUGGGUGCCACACUGCUCCACGUUUUUGCUCCACGUUGUGCUCCGACCAUCGCCGGUGGCUUGCGCAGGUGAGGCCAUGCUCGAGUCGAACGAAGAAGCUGAGAAAAGAAGAUCAUCACCAGGGAAAGGAUUUGUCGGGGAGGUGGAGAAGCGAGGGCGAUGAGACUGCCGCAUGGACUUGCGUGGGGGGCAGAAGAGAGUUCGUGGUGGUCAUCAUUACGGUACCGGGGAUCCGUGCCUACAGUGUGGACACAGUACACCCUUCCUGGCAGAUACGUCACGGAUAG